This is a messenger RNA of Hyla sarda, 5526 nucleotides long. It is a transcript of the gene ANKK1, whose product is annotated as ankyrin repeat and kinase domain containing 1. Gene Ontology annotation, biological process: regulation of cell cycle process; protein phosphorylation. The record is from RefSeq and is a predicted model, not a curated record. The coding region runs from base 48 to 2345 and encodes 765 amino acids. Gene Ontology annotation, molecular function: protein binding; protein kinase activity; ATP binding. Gene Ontology annotation, cellular component: cytoplasm. The transcript has 8 exons. Lineage: Eukaryota; Metazoa; Chordata; Amphibia; Anura; Hylidae.
CUGACACACAAGUCCUAACAAAUGUGCAAGAAGGACUCUUCAUUAACAUGGCUGUGGAGGGGGGAGAACGGAUUAGCAACCUGACACAAUUUAGGAAGGAGGAUUUUGAGAACGAAUGGACUCCUAUAGCUCUAGGUGGAUUUGGAAGAGUGUACAAAGUGAGGCACAGGAAAUGGUGGUCGGUCUAUGCUUUGAAAUGUUCAUCUGCUUUUUAUGGCGAUCCAGAACUUGAAAGCUUAACCUAUAACAACCUAAUGGAAGAAGCAUCCAAGAUGGAGAAAAUAAAAUUUAGAUACAUCGUACAAAUUUAUGGAAUUUGCACAAAUCCUUUGGGGAUUGUGAUGGAGUAUAUGGAAAAUGGAUCCCUUGAGAAACUGAUUCCUACACAUAGCCUCAGCUGGCAGCUAAAGUUUCGGUUCAUCCAUGAAAUCGCCCUUGGAAUGAACUUUCUCCACAUCAUGAACCCUCCACUUCUCCAUUUGGACCUAAAACCUGGGAAUAUUCUGCUGGAUGAACAUCUGCAUGUGAAGAUUUCUGAUUUUGGCCUAUCCAAAUGGAAAGAAAAUUCAACUCGAAAGGAAUAUAUAGAGAGGUCUGCUAUCAAAGGAACUCUAAACUACAUCCCCCCAGAGGUAUUUCUGGAGAGUAGCCGGGUGCCAGGAAUUAAAUAUGACGUGUACAGCUAUGCAAUUGUUAUCUGGGAGCUUCUGAGUCAGAAAAAGCCUUUUGUAGGUAGCAGCAUGAUGACUGUGAUAGUAAAAGUAGCAGCCGGGCAGCGGCCUCCCUUAGAGGACAUUUCAGAAGAUGGUCCUGUGGAAUGUCAACAAAUGAUUGACCUAAUGAAGAGGUGCUGGAACCAGGAUCCAAAUAAACGGCCAUGCUUCUCUGAUAUCAUUGUUGAAUCCCACAUGUUGCUCUGCUUAGUGCAAAGUCCGCUCCCAGAACAUGAAGCUUCUGGGCCCAAAGCUGAACAAGAUCCUAUGAAGUCUUCAAAUGCAGUUUUGCUUAAUGAAGACAGUGAUGACAUGGAACAACCAUCAUCAAUCUCUUUGAGCAGUGGAACAGAAAGCUUGAUUGAAAGCCUCUUAAAGAACAACGAUAUUUCUUGGGUGGAUGAAAAUAAUUUUACUCUGCUUCACUUUGCGGUUGCCGAAGGAAACUAUGAGAGGGUGAACCAUUUCCUCUGCCUGAACGCUAAUGUAAAUAGCCGCACAUUGAGUGGAUCCACACCACUUAUUUUGGCAGUACAGAGAAAGUUAUCAGAUAUCUGUGCUUGCUUAAUAGAAAAUGGAGCCAAUGUCAACAUAACGGAUGAAGACAGAUGGUCACCACUACAUUUUGCAGCUCAAGGAGGAGAUGACCGUAUAGCUCGGUUACUUUUAGACAAUGGAGCAAAUGUUGAUGCCUUGGAACAGGAUGACUGGACCCCAUUGCAUUUGGCUUCCCAAAACGGUUUUGAAAAUGUUGCUCGUGUUCUUUUUACACGUCACGCCAACCCAAAUAGUCAAGAAACAGAUGGAAAAACACCUCUGCAUGUAGCUUCCUGUUAUGGUCACUAUAAUAUAGUCAAGCUUCUUAUUGGGCAAGGAGCUGACCCAAACAGCAAGCAAAACAAUCACAGGACUCCUCUCCACAUCGCAGCUGACAGAGGUUACUUUCGAGUGGUGCAACACUUAAUACAGAAAGGUGCUCACCUAAACACUGUUGAUCACAGCCAAUAUACCCCACUCCACAUGGCAGUUGUGAAAGGCAAGAGUUUGCUAUGUAAACUUCUCUUAAAGCAUGGUGCCAAUGUCAACCUGAAAACCAACCAGGGCUGGACACCUUUGCAUCUGGCAAUAUUUAAAGGACACACUGAAAUAAUUCACUUACUCAAGGACAAUGAUGCCAAAAUAGAUGCUGUUGGAGAUAUGACAUGGACUGCCCUCCAUUUGGCUGUUCGCUAUAGUGAAGACUCCAUUGUUUCUCUUCUCCUAGAUAUCGGAGCUGACCCAAAUAUGGCUGAAAUGUCUGGCUGGACACCACUUCAUUUUGCUGUUCAGAGAGGAUCUUUUUGCAGUGUUAUUAAGUUGAUUGAAAACAAAGCUAAUGUAGAUGCUCAAAACAUGUUUGGCUGGACUCCAUUACAUGUGGCUGUUCUAAAUGCUAAUGCAGCCAUUGUAAAGACUCUACUCCUGGCUAAUGCAAAACAGAAUAUAGAGGACACCAGUGGUUGCACCCCAUUACAAUUAGCAAUAAGAAACCAAAAGCACAACAUUAUUUCUCUCCUAGAAGGAGGACCAGACACUUCUUCCAAUAGCUCAGUCGAAGAGGAUGUAGGUCCUUACCUUAAUUUUCAGGAUUAAAGUAGAACCUGGAAACAUUUUACCAUGUCCAUAUUUGUGAUUAACCUUGUUUUUAUAGAAUACAGACUUUCAGACAUUCUAUUCAUCUUAACUGAGUGAAACAGAUUUGCAUCCUAUAAAUGCAAGAAUCGACAAUAUUAUUCAUGUGGCCACUUUAUGGUUAAGGCAAAAAUGAAGGACGUUUUCAUGGGAUAAACUAAGUGGGGGGAAAGUGUGGACUGCAUAUUUGGUAGAAUUUCUGCUGCAUUACACAGCCCAGUAAUCCAUAAAAUGUUUUUUUUUUUUUUUUUAUCUCAAAGUGUUAUAACAUAUCACUAGGAUUGUGUGGAUCCAAACUCUGGGACUCCCAAUAGUCCAUUUUAAGAAAAAUGGGCUGUGUUGUAGUUUCCUGUACAGUGCACUCAUGCAAGGAAAAUCAGUGACGUAACGCUGCAAUCCCAGUACUCUAGGGAUUGUUGGAGGUUCAAUAAGCAAGAAAACCCUUUUUAACUGUAACUGUCACCUCCUUACGAGGUACAUAGCUGAACACCUUAACAGAUACGGCAUAAGGAGAUGGGACAGACAGUAGGUACAGUCAAAGUGGCUGGUCAAGUUGCAGUAGCACCCCUCAUCUUCACCCUGAGGUGAAUGGAGGAAGCGUGCUGCUGCAACUCAGCCGGGCUCUCCGACUAGGAUUAGAAAACAACCACAAUACAAGUUUACAAACUGCGACUACAGAAUGUAAGGGUACCUACUGUUUGUCUUAUCUCCUUGUGCCCCAACUGUUGAGAUGUGCAGCUCUGUACUCCGGACAGAGGGGACAGAUGAACCUUUGUACAACUUUGACACUGUUAUAGAAGAAAAAGAGCCAUUUUCUAAUCUUAUUUAUUCUCCUCACCUUAAAAGAAUGUAUUUGUGAGCAUGUAUUAUUCAAAUAAAUUAAAAUUCAGUACAGUAUAUAGGGACAACAGAAUUUACAUUUUCACAUAAACAUUCAUGUUCUAGAACUGCUUUACCUUUUUGAAAGUAGGCCAGGAAGCUUAUCAACCAAUUUUGUUCAGUAAGUUCAUAGGUUGUAAGUAUAUACAGACUUAGCUAUUAUUUCCCACUCCUUUUUUCAUAUGUUUUAAAUUUUGAGCCUCAAAUAAUUCAUUCAUAGAAGCAUGAAAUAUCUGAAAAUUUGUUUGGCAUUCAUGCCUCUUUAUGGCCAUUUUCUACCCUUUUAACAUUACUUUUUGGCCUAAUUGUUGUACUUUAUGGUCUACUGCAAAAUCUAUCCCCCCCCCCCCCCAAGCUGUUUUACAAUGGGAAAGUUUUUCGCACAUAACCAGACAAUUACAAAUGUAAAAUUAAACUAGGUAUGCACAAAGACCUGUUUUUUCAUUGGGUUCCAUAGAAUUUAAAAGUAAAAUAUUGCCAUAUUUGGGAUGUUUUACAAUCUAUCUAUGCACACAACUAACCAAUGUGUGUGCACAUAGCCUGAUAUUUUCUGCAUGGAAUGUUCCACAUAUGGAACCCACUCCAAAUAUAUACAUCACAGGUGGCUUGGAAAUUAGCAAUGCAGACUUUACCUUCUUUCACCAGGCAAUGUUUGUUAGUCAAAAGCAGGCGUGUAAUAUAUACAUAGAAAAAGUAUAACGGUUUACAUUUAUAUGUCUUGGUUUUGGCCUACAUUUAUAUAUUUUUGAUAAAAAUACUGCCAUGUGAAAGUAGUCUUAGGGUUACAUUAAAAGGGUUUUCUAGUUUACCUCUUUUGGACUGUGUAAUAAAUGACAUAUAUUGGUAGAUAAAGUUAUUUUGCUUCCUCUUUGUGGUUUUCAAUGCUUGUGUCUGCUUUGUUGUCUUCUGUAGAGUGCAUCUGUUUAUAGAAAUCAUGUUUUGCUGUACAGCCUAGCUGGGAUCUCAUCCAACACUAUCUCCCUCCCACUAUACCUUUUUGACUAAAACCCUUCCCACUAAACUCACAGAAGCCUCCAAUAUAGUUGAUGGGAGAUUGAGGUUGGCUGAAUAUACAUCUAGAGUAUCCAACAGGAAAAUAAACACCAUUACAGGAUGUAUAAUAGACUGGAAAUUUGGAUAAUGAAGACAUCAGAGCAGACAGUUUGCACUAGAAGCCCGAGGAAAGCAUGAACAACUACAGUAAAGGAAGUAAAAUAACUUAUGUGUUAGACUGUUGAAAAUACAUUUCAUCAUUGGAAAUCCCCUUUAAAUAAUGAGGCAGUUUUCAGGCAGCUAUAAAAUACAUUUCCACAUUUAAUUUACAAAGAAUAAAUAUAGACAAGCUAUAAUACAAAAUACAUAAAUAAUAAAAGCAUCAAAUACUAACUCAGUAUUAAAUCCAACAUUAAGUGAAAAAUAUUCAAAUGGAGUGAAUAAACAGGAACUACAAUGACUAUUAGAAUUAACUGAAGAGACAAAGAGAGGGAGAGAGGAGCGCAAUCCUAGUGUAUUACCAUAGUAUAUACGAGCAAGGGUUGCAGAUAAGUUAUGGUCACCGGAGUUGGUUAUGCUCAGAGCAUAACAUCUAGAGCAGCAUAUCACUGAGCGGGUCAGCAGCCUUGGAGCACCCAAUCCUCAAAAAGGGUCGGCAAGCAGAAAUGGAUUUUGGUAGUUAAAAAAAAAAUUCUCCCUGCACAGCUGCCAUGGGGGGAGGGCGCCGACCCGACCUGCGAGGUAAGUCUUAUUGUCUCACUGAUCCUACUUGUGUUCCCGUGUCCCUCAUUCUCUUAUUCUCCUCUUUCUAUCCCUGUCUGCUUUCCUUUUCUUCUUUCGACAGGGACCUCCCCCCUACAUACCCUACUAGUGCUUCAGUUCCAUUUUUCCGGGUUGAGCUGAGCAGAUGUCUCUACGCCACAAUAUUUGGAUGUGAUUAGGUUAAAGACUUAUGACCAUAUGCUGUUGGCUAUGCAUUCUCCAAUGUUCGCCAUGUUGCGUUACCGGGACAGUUAUGGUUCCUAUGUCAAGAUACGUUCCCAGAUCACCAUCCCCCAUAUUUCCAGUUAGAACGUGGUCAUGAUCCCGCAACGUUGUCAUAAGUACUUUGCUAUGUGGUGUAUUGUUUAGACAGCUUGUCUUUGUCAUAUCCUGGAUUUCUGCUCAACUCAUUUUAUUGCGAUUUUUCUUUUGUUUGUUUAUACAAUUUAUUGUUGAAAUCAAUAAAGAUUGAGCUUUGAAAAAAAAUGAAAAAAUCCUCCAAACGUGG